AUGAACAGUUUUUCACAAGUUGUUUUUUAUAUUCUGACCCCAGGAGUUCGUUUGGUCAAUGGGCACAAUCCAUGCCAAGGUCUUUUGGAAAUCCUUUAUAAUGGCACUUGGGGGACGGUGUGUGAUGAUGACUGGGACAUCGUCGAUGCCAAUGUUGUUUGCCAGCAGCUUGAAUGUGGCCGUGCCCUCUCUGCGGCAGGAACACUGCCCUUUGGCAAAGGGUCAGGGCUGAUCCUGCUGGAUAAUGUUGAUUGCAAAGGGACAGAGUCAUCGCUGAGCGAGUGUGGAAGCCUGGGCUGGGCCAUUCACAACUGCAACCAUUAUGAGGAUGUGGCGGUCAUAUGCAAUGAUUUCAGCUCAACACCAAUCAACCCGAUAAAUAAAACCCAAGAAUCUGCCUGGGAAUAUAAACAAGGGGAAGGCAAUAUUCGACUAGUUAAUGGCUACAAUUCCUGUCAAGGCAGAGUGGAGAUUAAGUACAGAGGACAGUGGGGAACAAUUUGUGACGAUGACUGGGGCAUGAAUGAUGCCAAAGUCGUGUGCCAGCAGAUGGGCUGUGGCACAGCGAUAUCUUCCACCACUAACUCUUAUUUCGGAUAUGGCAAAGGACUGAUUCUAUUGGACAACGUCAACUGUGACGGGACUGAGCCAUCACUAUUGAGCUGUAGCAGUCUGGGAUGGGGUGUACAUAAUUGCGGGCACCAUGAAGAUGCAGGAGUCAUCUGUGCAGAUUCUUGGGCUCCCAAAACAGCUCCAGAUGUUUCGUCCAUUACACUUGCUGCAGACCACACUGGGACCGAAUCUACUACGAGUACCCUUCACAUUACAGAUGUGACAGACCAUGUUUCUGAACAGCUUACAACCACGAAACUCACAACUCCCCAGACUGCCAGAUCCAUCCGUCUGGUGAAUGGUAACAACAGCUGUCAAGGCCGAGUGGAGAUUUUCUACGGCAACAAUUGGGGAACCGUGUGUGACGACGAGUGGAAUAUUAAAAACGUGGCGGUGGUCUGCAGGCAGCUGGGAUGUGGGGGCGCCAUUACAGCAACCGAGUUGAGCUACUUCGGCUAUGGCCGUGGCCCGAUAUUGCUGGACAACGUGAACUGUGAAGGAACAGAGGCGUCCUUGUCAGACUGUUUUAACCUAGGCUGGGGAAAGCACAACUGCAGACACCACGAAGAUGCUGGUGCUAUUUGUGUAGAGUAUAAAACUCCUGAGGUGACAGGUUCUGGCAAACAAGCACCAGUAAUAACCACGACAAGGACAUCACAAGCACUGAAGACAGCAGAAGAAUCGCAAAUCCGCCUUGUGAAUGGACGGCACCGAUGUGAGGGGCGUCUGGAGAUCUACCUAAUGGCACAAUGGGGCACCGUUUGUGAUGACGCCUGGGACUUGCGGGCAGCGAAGGUGGUCUGCAGGCAGCUGGGCUGUGGCAGGGCCCUGGCUGCUAAGGCAUGGGCGUACUUCGGGCAGGGCGUGGGCAUCAUCCACCUCGACAACGUGAAAUGCAAAGGAAACGAGAGCUUGCUGAGCCAGUGCUCCCAUAUUGACUGGGACGUCCACAACUGUGACCAUACGGAAGAUGCAAGUGUGAUGUGCACAUUAUGAACAAUCUCAAUGAAGGUGCCUUCCAUUGGCAAUCUGGGUGAGGGGAGGGGGCGGCUUGGGAAGAGAGACACAUUGAAUAUAUGUAAAUCUAUAAAUGUGUAAAUAGCUCAAAACUACCAACCUGAAAUCCCCAUAUAAUG
Molecule: messenger RNA, 1748 nt
Organism: Rhincodon typus (whale shark)
Lineage: Eukaryota; Metazoa; Chordata; Chondrichthyes; Orectolobiformes; Rhincodontidae
Gene: ssc4d
Product: scavenger receptor cysteine-rich domain-containing group B protein
Exons: 8
Coding region: 1-1608 (535 amino acids)
Cellular component (GO): membrane
Source: RefSeq, a predicted model, not a curated record